This is a messenger RNA of Suncus etruscus (white-toothed pygmy shrew), 6300 nucleotides long. RefSeq names its product protein argonaute-1. The record is from RefSeq and is a predicted model, not a curated record. The coding region runs from base 189 to 2801 and encodes 870 amino acids. Gene Ontology annotation, molecular function: protein binding; RNA binding. The transcript has 20 exons. Lineage: Eukaryota; Metazoa; Chordata; Mammalia; Eulipotyphla; Soricidae.
UGCAGGCUUGGCGGCGGCGGCGGCGGCGACGACAACGGCGGCUGCGGGGGCGGCGGCGCUCACGGCCGGGCUUCGGGGGGAGCCGAGCCCGGCCCGACCCCAAGCAGCUAGUGUGCGGGGUGCAUAGGCCCCUCACGCUUGGACUCCACUAGUCUCCGGGCCGCCUGAUCUCCACACGGGUAUAUGGGAUGGAAGCGGGACCCUCGGGAGCAGCUGCGGGCACCUACCUGCCCCCCCUGCAGCAAGUGUUCCAGGCACCUCGCCGGCCUGGCAUUGGCACUGUGGGAAAACCAAUCAAACUCCUGGCCAAUUACUUUGAGGUGGACAUCCCUAAGAUUGACGUCUACCACUACGAAGUGGAUAUCAAGCCGGAUAAGUGUCCUCGCAGAGUUAACCGGGAAGUGGUGGAAUACAUGGUUCAGCAUUUCAAGCCUCAGAUCUUUGGUGAUCGCAAGCCCGUAUAUGAUGGAAAGAAGAAUAUCUACACUGUUACAGCACUGCCUAUUGGAAAUGAGCGGGUUGACUUUGAGGUGACUAUCCCUGGGGAAGGGAAGGAUCGAAUCUUCAAGGUGUCCAUCAAGUGGCUAGCCAUUGUGAGUUGGCGAAUGCUGCAUGAGGCCCUGGUCAGUGGCCAGAUCCCUGUUCCCUUGGAGUCUGUGCAAGCCCUGGAUGUGGCCAUGAGGCACCUGGCAUCCAUGAGGUACACCCCUGUGGGCCGCUCCUUCUUCUCACCGCCUGAGGGCUACUACCACCCGCUGGGGGGUGGGCGCGAGGUCUGGUUCGGCUUUCACCAGUCUGUGCGCCCUGCCAUGUGGAAGAUGAUGCUCAACAUUGACGUCUCAGCCACUGCCUUCUAUAAGGCACAGCCAGUGAUUGAAUUCAUGUGUGAGGUGCUGGACAUCAGGAACAUAGAUGAGCAGCCCAAACCCCUCACUGACUCUCAGCGUGUGCGUUUCACCAAGGAGAUCAAGGGUUUGAAGGUGGAAGUGACCCACUGUGGGCAGAUGAAGAGGAAAUACCGAGUGUGUAAUGUCACCCGCCGCCCUGCUAGCCAUCAAACGUUUCCCUUGCAGCUGGAGAGUGGACAAACCGUGGAGUGCACAGUAGCACAGUACUUCAAGCAGAAAUACAACCUUCAGCUCAAGUAUCCCCACUUGCCCUGCCUGCAAGUUGGUCAGGAACAAAAGCAUACCUACCUACCCCUAGAGGUCUGUAACAUUGUGGCUGGUCAGCGGUGCAUUAAGAAGCUGACUGAUAACCAGACUUCUACCAUGAUAAAGGCUACAGCUAGGUCGGCUCCAGACAGACAAGAGGAAAUCAGCCGCCUGAUGAAGAAUGCCAGCUACAACCUAGAUCCUUACAUCCAGGAAUUUGGGAUCAAAGUGAAGGAUGAUAUGACGGAGGUGACAGGGAGAGUGCUGCCGGCGCCGAUCUUGCAGUACGGCGGCCGGAACCGGGCCAUUGCUACACCCAAUCAGGGAGUCUGGGACAUGCGGGGGAAACAGUUCUACAAUGGGAUUGAGAUCAAAGUCUGGGCCAUCGCCUGCUUCGCACCCCAAAAGCAGUGUCGAGAAGAGGUGCUCAAGAACUUCACAGAUCAGCUUCGGAAGAUUUCCAAGGAUGCAGGAAUGCCUAUCCAGGGCCAACCUUGCUUCUGCAAAUAUGCACAAGGAGCAGACAGCGUGGAGCCUAUGUUCCGGCAUCUGAAGAAUACUUACUCAGGGUUGCAGCUCAUUAUCGUCAUUCUACCAGGGAAGACGCCAGUGUAUGCUGAGGUGAAACGUGUUGGAGACACGCUCUUGGGAAUGGCUACACAGUGUGUCCAAGUGAAGAACGUGGUCAAGACCUCACCUCAGACUCUGUCCAAUCUCUGCCUCAAGAUAAAUGUCAAACUUGGUGGCAUUAACAAUAUCUUAGUCCCACACCAGCGCUCUGCCGUCUUUCAACAGCCAGUGAUAUUCUUAGGAGCGGAUGUUACACACCCCCCAGCAGGAGAUGGGAAAAAACCUUCUAUCACAGCAGUGGUAGGAAGUAUGGAUGCUCACCCCAGCCGUUACUGUGCUACUGUGCGAGUUCAGCGACCACGGCAGGAGAUCAUUGAAGACUUAUCCUACAUGGUGCGUGAAUUGCUCAUCCAGUUCUACAAGUCCACUCGAUUCAAGCCCACCCGCAUCAUCUUCUACCGAGAUGGGGUUCCUGAAGGCCAGCUGCCCCAGAUCCUCCACUAUGAGCUGUUGGCCAUCCGUGAUGCCUGCAUCAAACUGGAGAAGGACUACCAACCUGGGAUCACAUAUAUUGUUGUGCAGAAACGCCACCAUACCCGUCUUUUUUGUGCUGACAAGAAUGAGCGUACUUUUUACAAGGCAUCUUCCUCACAGCAGCCCUGUGAGAUUGGAAAGAGUGGUAACAUUCCCGCUGGGACCACUGUGGACACCAACAUCACCCAUCCUUUUGAGUUUGACUUCUAUCUCUGCAGCCACGCAGGCAUCCAGGGCACCAGUCGACCAUCCCAUUACUAUGUUCUUUGGGAUGACAACCGUUUCACAGCAGAUGAGCUCCAAAUCUUGACAUACCAGUUGUGCCACACUUACGUACGAUGCACACGCUCCGUUUCUAUCCCAGCACCUGCCUACUAUGCCCGUCUGGUGGCUUUUCGGGCACGAUACCACCUAGUGGACAAGGAGCAUGACAGUGGAGAGGGGAGCCACAUAUCGGGGCAAAGCAAUGGGCGGGACCCCCAGGCCCUGGCCAAAGCCGUGCAAGUUCAUCAGGAUACUCUGCGCACCAUGUACUUCGCUUGAAGGCAGAACGCUGUUACCUCACUGGAUAGAAGAAAGCUUUCCAAGCCCCAAGAGCUGUGCCGCCCAAAUCCAGAGAAAGCAGGGAGGAGGGAGGAGGCAGGAUUACGAGAGUGCAGAAGGCCUUGUUUCCUUCUCAGAGGGGACUAAUGGGUGGGGAAUAGGGCCUGUAACCCAGACCACCAGCCAGAAAUCUCUGAUGUCCACCUCAUGCCCCACAUCCCUCACCCCAUCUUGUCACAUCUGGCCCUGACCCCACUGGACCAAGAGGGGCCGCAUUGGUGCCCACCACACACACAGGUGUCUCAUGUGACUCACAGUGCUAAAGACUCAUGCCUGACAGCUCGGACAGCUUGGUAAGGUUCACUCUGCAGCCCUGUGGACAAAGCUGGUAGGUUUGAGUUUGAUACUUUAGAUGGGACAGUGAGGGAUUUGAUGCAGUGGAUGGGAGGAGGGAAGGAAUUUUUAGGAGCCUUAAUAAGAAAAGGUCUAGAUUUGUUUUAAGAAGAAAAACGAAACCAGACCCAGAUCAAUAUUUUAGGAUAAUAGAUGUUUUAAUGGGUUGAGAAUCCAGUUUAUAGGAAGAUUUUUAAUAAUGGUUUUGGUUACUCUCCCCCACCCCCAGCUGCCACAUCCCCUGCCCUUAAUUCCUUUUCUAUCCUUCCUUAUACCUCCUCCCUGACAGACAUCCAGCACCUAGUAAGACUUAAGGCACUAUGGCACUUAGCUCUGAAGUGACACGACCCUGUCUUCCUUCUGCCUGCUGGUGGGCAAUCAGUGCCUUCCCUGUAAUGGUAAUGCUGCAGAACUGCAACCUUUUGUACUUUUCUUUUGGGGGGGAGUGGGUGGGGGGCUGUGACAGGACGUAGGCAGGGAAUAAAUGCCCCUAACUCAGUAGGCCUCCAGCCAGAAUGCCAGUUUUGCAUUUGAAGGUUUUGAUUUUCACAUUCAUCAAGCUUUUAAAAAGAUCACAACCUCAAGAUGGGUAAAAUCUGUUGACAUUUGCACUUUCAGACAUGACCCGUCUCAGAGCUGCUGAGAUAACUGGCCUCUGGCCUCUCCAUGUCCUUCCUCCUCUACCUUCACAGGUCUGGAGUUCCUUUCCUAGCUUUUCUCAUUCUUUAUUCCCCUGAUGGUCGAGUCUCUUAUAUUUCAAUUUCUUAACUGGGAUAUGUUUUAACAAAAAAUCCUUAAGUCUAAAUGAUAAAAAAGAGCAAAAUCUAAAUGUUAUUUUUUAUACAAUAGCUUGAGUCUAUUGCCAAAAUCUGGAAAUCCCUCCUGUAUGAGUUUACAACUGAAAAACAUUGAGCCAUCAGAAGGAAUUAUGUACUUGUCUCUGGCCUGGAUGGGUAGGGGGUGUUUAUCUCCUCAAGGUGGGGUUCAUCUCCAUCCUUCUCUGUGCAGAUAAUAUCUUUUUCUUGCUACAGAUUCCCUCCUCUGCACUGCCCUGCACUCUUAUACAAGUGCAUCUUCCCUUCCUCUGGAUUAUCCUUUGACUUUGGCUCAUCCCAGAUUUUAGCAUGUCCUGUGGACAGGCUGAGGGAUUUUGCUGCUCCCUAUUGCUUCUGUUUACACUAAUGAAUUUUUCAUGGUUUCCCACUAGGGCAUGUGAGUGGGUGGCAUGGGCUUUUUUUUUUUUUUUUUAAUAUAUAUAUUGGUCUCCCUAGAUGGCGAUGGGGCAUAACUGUCUUGCAGAACUGGAAAUAGGGGGUUCUAAUGUGGUGCCUGCUGGCCUUGAGGCAAGGCCCCCUCUUUUCUUAAUUUCAUUUUUUCCCUGUCCCAGUGCUUGGGAUAAGAAGUCGUAGCUUCAGAGUAGAAAUUCCUCUUUCUGAGGAGUCUGAGCUUUGGUUCACCCAAUUGGUGAUGAAGCCAUGACACUUUAGACCCAGACUAGGCUUGGGAGGCCAGCUGGAAGAAUACUCAAUUGAAUCUUGGCCUGUGCAGUUAGAUCUACCAUUUCUCCUUUCUAGCAACCUUUGUACAGACCCAGAUUUGCUAUGCAAAAUAGUCUAUCCCAGGUUCUGUUCUGGUUAGCUACUUUGAUCAGAGACGUCACAAAACGUAGCACAAACAUUGGUUAUGGAGACGGCAUCAGGACUGUUUGGUAACUAACUACUCCUUCUUUCCUGCUGGCUACAGCACGGGAUGGUGCCCUAUGGGCAGAGCCCAGCUGAAGAACAGAAUGGAAGGUUCAGGGAGGAGGCGACUCACUGGAGAGCCUACAUUUCUUACACAAGUGCCUAAAGAGAGUGAUGCCAACACUCCAUCUACCCUGUCCAUUGCCUUCAUAUGUCUACUUCAUGUUCAGUCACCCUGUAGGGAGGGGAGCUCUCUUGGGACAAUGGGCUCUGUAUAUUCUCUUGGGUGCGUUUUGGGGCUGGGAUCAGGGCACUAUUCCUGGAGGGUUCAGUCAUUCACCAGCAUUUGUAAAUGUCCGUAGGGAGCUAGUGAUAGCCACUUCCUCUCAGCAACAUGUUUGUGUUCUCUCCUUUUCUCUCUUUGCCUCCCUUUAUUUGAGUUUUGAGCUGGGCUUGAAAUGCAUUUUAGUUUUUUUUAGCCCUUUGGCGUUCAAGAAAUAAAAGCAAGAGAAGCAACUUGGCAAGGAAAUGAUUGAUCUGAUACUUUUAAUCUCUGAGAUUUGAAAAUCUUCCGGAACUUGAAGAUCAUUCUUCUUUGAAAAGAGUUGUGUGCAGAUUAAGAUGUGGUCUGAGCAAAAAGUUUUACUUUCUUGAAGUUUGUUUCAGUGGUACCUCUUAUUUAACUCUAAAGAAAUUCUUAACGGAUCCAAGUCUCAUCUUCUUAGACAAUUUUCUUGUUCUCUUCAUUCCACUUUUUUUUUUUUUUUGCCUGCCUUUUCCUUUUCUCUCUUUCCUGGCUUUUUCAUUUUUUUUUUAUUUACUCAGCUUGCUUGUUGGCCUGCAAGCCUAUCAGUCUGCCUAUGUGAUGAUGAUUCUCUUCAUGUCUACAAUGAUCUGACUGUUAGCUAGUAAGAUUAGGAUUACCUCCUUGGCUGCCUAGAAUAGAUUCUUAGAGAAGAAUCUACUCUCCAAGCCUAGUGAUGUCCUCUUUGGACUUCCCUCAACAUAAUACAAGGACAGGGCAUCAGGUCUACCUAAUUGACACCAAAUCAGGAGGGUUUCUUGCAGUUACCACACCUGUCCUCUCCUUUACAUUGGUUUCUUUUUGCUUUUUCUAGAUCCUAGUUCUAGUUCUGUCAAUGGAGCCUGACUUUUAUGAGGGUAUCAAACCUAAUGGAUAUUCAGGGUUUGGAGGGCUAGGGGAUGGGAAAAUAAUAGAGUGCUGGAAAGAAUUUGUAUAAAAGUUAGGAAAAGGGAACAUUGCUCAUUGAUUGUUUCUCAAAUUCAGCCUGACUCAUUGGGGUUGAGGUACAUGCUGUUGGCCUCUGGGUAAAGAUAACCUGGUUGGGAAUUUAAGGGACUUAGAACAAAGCUGCAAAAGAAGUCUUAUCAAAAUGAGCUGUUCCCAAACAUUUUUGUUUCCC